GAUUUCGUGUCUGCAGAUUUCCAGAUUGUGACAAACAACCUUGUGAAAACGGCUGGUGUGAAGAGACUAAGAAAGGGUACAGAUGUCACUGCCCGACGGGAUUUCAAGGAAGGCACUGUAAUGAAGAAUCUGUUCAUGGUUCGAAUAAUACAGAGACACUUCAGUCGGAAUUAUUGACUGGUGGUAGGCCCAAGCAAGAAUCAAGAGGUAUGGUCUUCGUGACAGAUCCAAAAGCGGAGAAAAUCUUUGUUGCAGAGCUACAGGAUGAAUUACUGUUCACUCCCAUCGCAUCUACAUUGCGACCACGUGGAAUAACGUACGAUCCGUUAUCAAAGAAGAUCUACUGGACCGAAGGGCAAGUGAGACGUAUUGUUAGAGCAGACAUUAAUGGUUCCAACAUCGAGAUUGUCACGAAGUUUUCUCCUGGUCAAUACCGACUCGGACUGGACGACAUUGUCGUUGCAGUAAAGUCCAGAACCCUGUACGUUGCUUGUCGACGGGUGAAUAGAAUAUCAUCAGUAUUGAUCGCAGAGGGCGGUCCUUUACCAUGGAAUCAAACAAAUUUCUUAACGGAAGGAAUCGUCUGGCCCAGGGCUUUGGCUGUGGACGAAGAGCAGGGGUACUUAUACUGGUCGAUGGAAAAUACAAUAGCACGGACAUUUCUCAAUGGAUCAGGACAGGUUGAAGUGAUCUAUAUGAAUAACGAGCUGCAGAAUUUCACUGGGCUAACGAUUGACCUCAGAAGACAGGUACGCCGGAUUUUCUUCUACGACUCCACCAAAAAGAGAAUCUGGUAUAAAGAUGCUAUCCGAUCUACGACUUCAAAUGACCUAUCAUCUGCCUCGGAAUACCUUUCUGAUGAGAAUAGGAUGAUUGUUAAGAGAGUUAGGCACAUUUCUUUCUUUAAUAAUGUGUUAUUCUGGCUGCAUGGGGACGAAUCGACUGGUAUUGGUUUGAUGACCGAGUAUGAUCAAGAUAAUCAAUCCUAUAUCCGUCAAGAUAUAGAUAUCUUUGAAAACCCAUAUCGAAUGCAUAUUGCCUACACAGGAGAUUGACUUUUAAAACAUUUUUCAUAAUUUCGAAGAUGAAUCUUUUUAGCCAUAAGGAGCAUAUACUUUCUGUGAAAAAGUAUUUUCUUUGGGAAAUUUUCCUUAAAUUUUCAAAAUGACACCAUCAGUUCCCCCUUACACAUUCGAUUUACUGUAUCAAGGUAUCAAUAUUUCAAAUAACAAGUACAUGUAAAGACUUUAUUCAAGUAAAUCUUUGUUAUUUAAAUGAUAGUCUAUCGGUUUUAGAAAUUGUACUAAUUACCUAAAAAUGAUUGAUGUUGAAUGUACUUAUCGCUUUUAAGUUUAGUAAGUAAAAUAAUAUCUAAAACAUCUGUCAAAAGAAAUGUUCGAAAUGACGUGCGCAAUUCCAUCUUCACAGCUCCUGUGGGUUCAGGGCAAUAUCACCCAGUUCAUUCAUUUCCAGAAUAAGAUAGGAAUAUAUGGAGAGUACACUUGAUAUAUACUGACAUGGGUUUUAGACAAGGAUCUAUUGUGUGGCCAGACCCACUCCUGGUGUAUGUUUCUAAACCAUUGGAACUCUCAAGUAACGAUAUAAGCGGGCGAAAUCAUAAACUAGCAAAAUGACACACAUCAAUAUCUAUAAAGCUCUAGGAAUGUAAUUGAUCAGAGUAGUGAGAAAAUGUGUCUUGAUACCUAUUAUAAAGUGCUGAGAGCU
This is a messenger RNA of Lytechinus variegatus (green sea urchin), 1725 nucleotides long. RefSeq names its product low-density lipoprotein receptor-related protein 6-like. The transcript is spliced from 7 exons. NCBI's taxonomy places the organism in Eukaryota, Metazoa, Echinodermata, Echinoidea, Temnopleuroida, Toxopneustidae. The record is from RefSeq and is a predicted model, not a curated record. The coding region runs from base 210 to 1055 and encodes 281 amino acids.